Messenger RNA from Diatraea saccharalis (sugarcane borer), 3807 nucleotides. The record is from the annotation of a GenBank genome assembly. NCBI's taxonomy places the organism in Eukaryota, Metazoa, Arthropoda, Insecta, Lepidoptera, Crambidae.
UUGUCUAUGGUCUAAUGGUAGUAGAGUAGGAUUUCUUCAGGUUUCUUCGUUUCGUUGGUUUCGUUGAACGAUGUACUCGUUUCGUUAUUUUGUUUUGUUUUGAGAUUUAAUUUUGGUAUGAUAUGUAUAUUUUAGCGCUAAAACCCUAUGUAUUAACUUACAGUGCUAAAACGUGUUGUUGUUGUUACGUACCUUACCUCAAACGUUUUGUGAUGUCUAAGCAAUAUUAGUGAUAUUUUCCCACAUAAUUAUGGUUAACUGACGUUAGACUGUGCAUCCUCAAUUAUGGCAGACCCAGGUUAUUACCACAGUGAUUAUAUUCGUCAUCCAAUAUUACACGAACUGGGUGUCAAGUAUGGCAUCAAAACUGAGUGUAUUCCAGAAAUAGCACUGCCGUCUAAGCUUGAGGAGCUCAAGGAUGUCAUACGUCGUGAAAUACGUAAAGAACUCAAAAUUAAAGAAGGUGCCGAAAAACUCAGGGAAGUAGCAACGGACCGAAGAUCUCUUUCUGACGUUGCUAAUAUUGUAAAAAAAGCCAAUGCUAAACUCAAUGAACUCAAAUCAGAUCUUCAGGAGUUGGAGUCCCAGUUGCUUCUGUCUCGCGGACAGUCUACGCCUACAUCUCCUGAAGAUUUAUCAUAUGAUGAAGAGAUCAUAUUGGCGUCUGAAGCAGCACAGCAACAAAGGCAGCUUGGGGAAGCUACAACAGAUCGCAAAUUGGCAACUCUUGAAAAACAAUUGAAUAUUGAAUUAAAAGUUAAACAAGGUGCUGAAAAUAUGAUACAGAGUAUCAGCAGCAGUAACCAAUCGAGAGAUAAAAAGUUGCUAGCAGAAGCUCAUCAGAUGCUUGCAGACUCUAAAAAUAAAAUAGAAUAUUUAAAAUUACGAAUAUCUAAAUUAAUAAAACAACAAAAAGGUGAUAUUGCUGGGUCUAAUGGAGAUGGAAGAAAUUCUGAUAUAAGUGGUGUAGAUGCUAUGCUUGAUGAACGAAUUGCUGAACUCAGAAACCGACUUAGAAUAGAAGCAGCGGUUGUUGAAGGUUCAAAGAAUGCCAUACGACUCUUACAAAGUGAUAAGAAGGUAACUGACAAGAAAGCACUCCAAGAAGCACAAACUAACCUUCUUGAAUCGACACAAAAACUUGACUUACUACGUAGAUCUUUGGAUAUGCGUCGUCAAGAACUGCCUUCAGAAAGUACAGCAUUUAUUGAGUUAGGCAAUGAGCUACGUAGUACUGGCUCUAGCCCUGGAUAUAUAAGUCUCUCAGGUGGUGGUGGUUCAAAAUCCCAAUUUUCCAUGCCAGCACCUAUGAUCAGCCCCUGCGUACAAGUUACAGGCACUCUCGAAGUUAGAUUAAUGGGAUGUCAAGACUUAUUGGAAGAUGUACCUGGUCGUAGCCGACGUGAUCCAUUAGCAAGCCCGUCUGAUUUAAAAUCAUUUGUUAAAGGUGUUACUAUCCGAAACUCUAUGAAAUACACAUAUAGCAUCAAGGAAGACACAAGCAAUGAAAUAAUGGCAGUGUUAAAACUGGAUAACCAUUCAGUCGCACAGACUAGCUGGAGGCCAUGUUCUCAACAGGCAUGGGACCAAAGAUUUACUAUCAAACUGGACAAGUCAAGGGAACUAGAAAUUGGAAUUCAUUGGAAGGAUUGGCGUGGUCUCUGUGCUGUUAAAUUUUUAAGAUUAGAAGAAUUUAUUGAUGACAUUCGUCAUGGUAUGGCUCUGGAACUUGAACCACAGGGUCUUUUAUUUGCAGAAAUAAAAUUUUUGAAUCCCAUCAUAUCAAGAAAGCCAAAACUCCAACGUCAAAGAAAAAUUUUCAAACAGCAAGGAAAAAAUAUUCCAAGACCUUCCUAUGGAGAAAUGCAUAUACCAGCUGUUGUACUUGGUAGACUGUUAAAGCGAUCCUCGCCUUCUAUACAAAAUAUACAAACUGCUCAUAUUAACCAACAGCCACAUUUUGAAGCUGGAGCUUUAGACAAUAGAGAUGCUGAAAAUCCACAUGCAACACUUGGUGGGAUGGCUGGUAUUAGACCUUUGGGCUUACCUUCUACUCCCACAACGCCUCAAGUUCCAAUUACACCUCCACCGAAACCUACUCUUCCCCUGCACCCUCCUCCAAAUGUUUCUACAUUAAGAAUGGAAAAAGAGCUUCAAGAAGCUUUUGCUUUUUUAGAAGAUUCUUAUACUAGAGAUAAUUAUGUCACAAAAGAACCUACAACACCAUCGUGUGAUACUCCUUUAGUAGAAUAUCCACCAUCACCAUCACCCAAACUUGUUCUGGAGUUUCCUAGUAAUGAGGACCAAAUUGUAGAAAUAACAAGAGAAAUGCAAAUAUCAUCCUCUCGUUCAUCAUCAUCCAUUAUAGAAACAGUAGGGAAGGAACAAAUAGGGAGAAAACUGUCAAAUGAAAUGUCUAUGAACAGUUUUAGAUUGCUAAGUGUUCUAGGAAGAGGGCAUUUUGGUAAAGUUAUACUAGCUCAGUACAAACCCACUAAUGAAUAUUUUGCAAUAAAAGCAUUAAAAAAAGGUGAUAUUAUAGCCAGAGAUGAAGUUGAUUCUUUAUUAUCUGAAAAGAGAAUUUUUGAGGUAGCUAAUGCCAUCAGACAUCCAUUUUUGGUAAAUCUAUUUGCUUGUUUCCAAACCGAUCAACAUGUCUGUUUUGUAAUGGAAUAUGCAGCUGGAGGUGAUUUAAUGAUGCAUAUACAUGCAGAUGUCUUCACUGAACCAAGAGCAGUGUUUUAUGCAGCUUGUGUAGUGUUAGGUUUACAGUAUUUACAUGAAAAUAACAUUAUUUACAGAGAUUUAAAACUUGACAAUCUUUUGUUAGACACAGAAGGGUAUGUAAAAAUUGCAGAUUUUGGUUUAUGCAAAGAAGGCAUGGGAUGGGGUGACCGUACUGGAACAUUUUGUGGUACACCUGAAUUUCUAGCCCCAGAAGUGUUAACAGAAACAUCUUACACGAGAGCUGUUGACUGGUGGGGCCUUGGUGUCCUCAUAUUUGAAAUGUUAGUUGGUGAAUCGCCUUUCCCAGGAGAAGACGAAGGUGAAGUAUUUGAUUCCAUUGUGAAUGAUGAAGUGCGUUACCCUAGGACUUUGUCACUUGAAGCUAUUGCGUUGAUGCGUCGCUUAUUACGAAAAAAUCCUGAACGACGGCUAGGUUCGUCAGAGAGAGAUGCUGAAGAUGUGAAGAAGCAGGCAUUCUUCCGCAACGUUAAUUGGGAACAGUUACUACUUCGUAAAGUAAAACCACCAUUUGUGCCAACAAUAAACAAUUUAGAAGAUGUGAGUAAUUUUGAUAGCGAGUUUACAUCUGAAGCAGCGGUACUUACACCCCCUAAAGAACCCCGAGCACUUACUGCCACAGAUCAUAAACUUUUUGAUGAUUUCACAUAUAUGGCUGAUUGGUGCUAGGCCUAAAAGACAUGCAAUUUAUAAAAAUUCUCUAAUAAAAACCCCAAUGCCUUACAAGUGUGUAAAAACUGUAUUUUGAUUAUAUCUAAUGUUAUUUCUACUGAAGAGCAUCUUGAUUAGACAGUCUUGUUAACUUGUAUUAAAUGCAGUUGAAUGCAAUAUUUUAUAAUAAAUCAUGUAAUUUAAUACUGUAAGUUUUAAAUAGUGCUAAUGUUUAUUUUUUUAAAACAUCGUGUUAUAGAUUAUUAUAUAUGAUAUAGUUAUGAAAUGAUUAACUUAGAAUGUAACAUUUAAUAAAUAUAACUAAUAUUAAUAUGAGUAAGUGGAAAGCGUGUCAAAACAUUAUUACAGUUUCAGUCAAUUGAUUACUUAUUCAAAAAAUAAAGGUAUUAU